AUGGGACUGGUCAAGCGGAGGGACCAACAGACAGAAUUCCACAAGCAAGAUGGGAAGCCCCAAGAACGAUAUGAAAGAAAGAAGUCUUCCUCCUCCUCAUCUUCCUCUUCUUCUUCCUCAUCAUCUUCCUCCUCCUCCUCUUCCUCCUCAGACAGCAGCGAUGAUGAGGACCAUCAUUCCAGAGGUCCCAGGGAACACCGAAGGAAGCCACGAAGGGACAGCUCUCCUGGUGCUGACCACAGGGAACUGGAGGUGCUAAAAGAUGAUCUUCAGCUCUGUGGAGGUGCUGCUGGGGAAAUGGUGCUUGCUGGGGAGACAGGACUCCGAAGGAGAGGUUCCGGCUCAGCAGGGGGAGAAGUGGAGGCCUCCCAGUUACGAAGGCUGAACAUAAAGAAGGACGAUGAGUUUUUCCAUUUCGUUCUUCUUUGCUUUGCCAUUGGGUCCUUGCUGGUGUGCUAUCACUACUACGCAGACUGGUUCAUGUCCCUCGGGGUCGGCCUGCUCACCUUCGCCUCCCUAGAGACCAUCGGCAUCUACUUCGGGCUGGUGUACCGGAUCCACAGCGUUCUUCAGGGCUUCAUCCCCCUCCUUCAGAAGUUCAGGCUGCCAGGGUUCAGGAGAACCGACUAAGAACGUUGCCUGAGAGCAGAUGAGCCACUCCCCCAUGUGACCACUGUCACCACUGCCGUACCUGAGCCCAGAAGACAGAACCGACAUGCUGGAAGCCACCAGGAGGCCACGCCUGGGCACUAAAGAGCUCUUUUCUUCCAUGUGGUCUCAGCGUUGGCAGCAGUGGGAAGGCUCUCACUCUGCAGAUUAACACACAGUCUGCAGGGGGAAGAGAGAAGGGAUGGCAUCUAAGUCGGCAAGAAGGACCUAGGACACCACUGCUCUUGGGGCAACAUGAGUCCUGGGCCCCACAGGCUGGCAUCUGUGGGCUUGGGUCUCUCUCAUAUCCUCAGGCCAUGCCCAUGAGCUCACAGUUCCUGCAGAGCCAUCCUGGGACAGACAGUCUACUACCCUGAGGCAGGGAGCUACCAGGCUGGGUCCCCAGGGGAACCUGUUUCAGAUAAGAUGCCUGGGACUAAAGCUGUGGCCCCAUCACCUAG
Peromyscus eremicus (cactus mouse) is the source of this 1109-nucleotide messenger RNA. It is a transcript of the gene Tmem40, whose product is annotated as transmembrane protein 40. The record is from RefSeq and is a predicted model, not a curated record. Bases 1 to 630 code for a protein of 209 amino acids. Lineage: Eukaryota; Metazoa; Chordata; Mammalia; Rodentia; Cricetidae. The transcript has 11 exons.